This is a messenger RNA of Sinocyclocheilus grahami, 561 nucleotides long. RefSeq names its product guanylyl cyclase-activating protein 2-like. Lineage: Eukaryota; Metazoa; Chordata; Actinopteri; Cypriniformes; Cyprinidae. Gene Ontology annotation, biological process: visual perception. Gene Ontology annotation, cellular component: photoreceptor inner segment; cone photoreceptor outer segment. The transcript is spliced from 4 exons. Bases 1 to 561 code for a protein of 186 amino acids. Gene Ontology annotation, molecular function: calcium sensitive guanylate cyclase activator activity; calcium ion binding. The record is from RefSeq and is a predicted model, not a curated record.
AUGUGUCAAAUUCAAAGCGAUGAAGAUAAGGAAGUGGAGCUAUCAGACAUCCAGCCUCUUUACACCAAAUUCAUGAUAGAGUGCCUAAGUGGAGCCCUGCAUCUUCAUGAAUUCCGCAAGAUCUUCGGAGUUCAGAGCACAUCAGAACAUGAGGCUUUGUACAUGGAAACCCUCUUCAAAUCUUUUGACACAAACAGUGAUGACGUUAUAGACUUUAUGGAAUUUGUAGCAGCCAUCCACCUGGUUCUGAGAGGCAAACUGGAAGACAGACUGAAAUGGUCUUUUAAAGUUUAUGACAGAGAUGACAAUGGAAAGUUGGACAGGCAAGAGGUCAAACGUGUUAUAAAGAUAAUUUGCCAACUUAAGAAAAACCACAUCAACAUGACACCCAGUGACAUUUGCUACAGGAUAUUCGAACUUUUGGAUGAAAACAAAGAUGGUCAAAUAUCCCUGUCAGAGUUCAUGGAAGGGGCAAAAAAAGAUGCCUGGAUUAUGGACCUCUUAAAACUGGACACUAAUGCACGUGGCUGGUUCAGGGAAAACUGGGGGGAAAAAACAUGA